Messenger RNA from Penaeus vannamei (Pacific white shrimp), 1137 nucleotides. The record is from RefSeq and is a predicted model, not a curated record. NCBI's taxonomy places the organism in Eukaryota, Metazoa, Arthropoda, Malacostraca, Decapoda, Penaeidae.
AUGAAUUUUACCACUACAAAACUUGGGAUUUUAGGAGGAGGACAGCUAGGCCGUAUGUUCAUUCAAUCGGCUUUGAACUAUGGAACCCCCAUUCAUAUUUUGGACCCUAACCCAACUUGUCCUGCAGCAAAUUGUUGUGAUUCUUUCACUCUAGGGGAUUUUAAUGAGUAUGAAGCAGUCUUAAAUUUUGGUAGGACGGUAGAUGUGUUGACCAUAGAAAUUGAGAACGUCAAUACUGAGGCAUUGUACCAAUUAGAAAAGGAAGGAAUUAAUGUCUUUCCUCAACCUAAGGUGAUAGAGUUAAUCAAAGACAAAGGAGUCCAAAAACAAUUUUAUCGGGAUAAUGGAAUUCCCACAGCAGAUUUUGAAUUGUGUAACUCCCUUGAAGAGGUGAAAGCAAAAGUGACUUUUCCUAGUGUUCAGAAAAUGAGAAAAGGAGGGUACGAUGGAAAAGGAGUUCAGAUAUUGAAAACCCCUGAAGAUUUAAGCAAGGCUUUUGAAGUUCCUUCAUUGCUUGAAGACAUGGUUGCUUUUGAAAAGGAAAUUUCAGUUAUAGUCGCUCGAAACGAGAAGGGAGAAGUAGUCUCUUACCCAACUUGUGAACAAGAGUUUAACUCAGAAGCCAACUUGGUUGAGUUUUUAUUUUCGCCAGCGAAAGUGAGCCAAGAAACUGAGAGCCAAGCACAAGAAAUUGCCCGAUCAAUUAUUGAAAAAUUGGGGAUGGUAGGGUUAUUGGCAGUUGAGUUUUUUGUCUUGAAAGAUGGAAGUGUAUUAGUCAAUGAAAUGGCUCCGAGAGCUCAUAACAGUGGUCAUCAUACCAUUGAGUGUAACUAUACCUCUCAAUUUGAACAACACUACCGAGCAGCGAUGAAUUUCCCACUAGGAAGCACUCAAUUGACUACUCCAGGAGUGAUGAUUAAUUUACUCGGGGAGAAAGGUUUUACAGGUACACCCCGUUACCAAGGAAUGGAGGAAGUGAUUACGAAAGAGGGAGUGUUUGUCCAUUUAUAUGGAAAAACUGAAACUAAGCCUUUCCGUAAAAUGGGACACAUUACGGUAGUAAAUCCCGAACUAGAUAUUGCCAUUAGAAAAGCUAGGGAAGUAGCGAAAGAAAUCAGAGUUAUUUCUAAGGAAUAA